Hemiscyllium ocellatum (epaulette shark) is the source of this 2736-nucleotide messenger RNA. RefSeq names its product SHC-transforming protein 1-like. NCBI's taxonomy places the organism in Eukaryota, Metazoa, Chordata, Chondrichthyes, Orectolobiformes, Hemiscylliidae. Bases 335 to 2020 code for a protein of 561 amino acids. Gene Ontology annotation, biological process: cell surface receptor protein tyrosine kinase signaling pathway; intracellular signal transduction. Gene Ontology annotation, molecular function: receptor tyrosine kinase binding. The transcript has 11 exons. The record is from RefSeq and is a predicted model, not a curated record. Gene Ontology annotation, cellular component: plasma membrane.
CAUUGGUUCGAUGCUGGGAGGGGGGGUCAGUGGGUCGGCUGACUGGGCAGUAGCUCGAAGGGAGACGCCAGUCAUUUUCUCUACGUCCUCUCCCCCGUUUAAAGCAGCACGAUCCAAACUUGUACAUCACUGUAGUUUGAGGACGGGAGGAAACACAGUACAUCAAAGCAGCGUCUGCAUUUGUUUUUGGGAAACAGCAAUUAGCAUGAGGGGCAGGAUAUCACCGACACGCCGAUGAAACCGACCCGGUUUUGGUCUGGUCUAGCCUAGUCUGUGGGUACUUUCUGAACUUCAAAAGCUCCCGGAGAGCAGGAUCAUUUCCAGCGGUAGGGCUAUGAGAGAACGUGUUGGUUGUAAUUUUACUGGAUCAUAUGUAGAAGGAUUUUUCAGAACGCCGGGCAUGCUUCACAGGGCAAAGUACAGUCGUUUCAGAAACGAUUCUUUAACAUCACUAGACGACCCCCCGACCACCGCUUCACUCAGGGUCAAGAAUUCAUCCAGCUCGUCCCCUUGCUCUCCACUGACGCCCGGCUCUCCAGCAGAUGGACUCUUGGCCGAGUCAGGGCACGCUGCGACCGCUCUGUGCAUCCCCAAGAUGACCAACCUGAAACUGUCCAACCCGGCCAGCCUGCUUGGCCUCAAGGGCUUGUCACUGGGCGCCAAGGAAAUAGCCCGGGUGAAAGGCACCGACACCUUUGAGGCUCAGAGUCUCUCUUCCUCCGCCCUCGACCUAACCAGCUGCUUCUCUGCAUUCCCUCACCCCAAACAGGAGCUCCACAAGCCGGCCGCUAGCUCAAUGCAGUUUGGAGGGGGACAACCCGUCAGCCAAGACUGGGCCAAAGUGUCGCCGCAUCCUCGGGGCGAUGUUCUCGGCUCUGGCGCACUUUACGCUGUGAGAUAUAUGGGCUGUGUCGAAGUAUUACAGUCCAUGAGGUCACUUGAUUUCAAUACAAGAACCCAAGUCACGAGAGAAGCAAUAAGCAGAGUGUGUGAGGCUGUGCCAGGUGCAAAAGGGGCCAUGAGAAGAAGAAAGCCUCCCAGUAAAGGGUUGUCUACAAUCUUGGGGAAGAGUAACCUUCAGUUUUCAGGAAUGAACAUCAUAAUGAGCAUCUCUACGAACAGUCUUAACUUGACGAUCCCACACUCCAAACAGAUCAUCGCCAACCACCACAUGCAGUCGAUCUCGUUUGCUUCUGGAGGAGAUCCAGAUACAACUGAUUAUGUAGCUUACGUUGCCAAGGACCCAGUAAAUCAAAGAGCUUGCCACAUUGUAGAGUGCUCUGAUGAUUUAGCCCAGGAUGUUAUAAAUACCAUAGGAAAAGCAUUUGAACUUCGUUUUAAACAAUACUUGAAGAAUUCACCUGUAGUUAUUACACCUAAUGAAAGGUGUAAUGAAAGAAGGCCAGGCCUUGCAAUAUGGAAUGUGGAGGGUGAUGAAGAUCAGAACCAUGGGUACUACAAUGAAAUGGCAGGUAAACUAGCACCACCAGGAAGCCCAGAAAAUGCAAAAGUAAAGGAGGACUCAGCAGCCUACAGUAAUAACAGCCAAAUAAAAAAAGAUGGAGACUUUUCACAGACUGCUAGCCCAUCAUCUGUUACCAUUUAUGAAAAUUAUUCAGACCCACACAAAGAAACUUUCAUUAUGGCAGAACAAGCGGAUGCUGCAACAUUCAACAAGACUACAGCUGUCCCAUUGUCCAAUACCUUGUCUUCGAUGAGAGAGCAGCUGGCAAAGGAAGUCUGGUACCGUGGACGAAUGAGCAGACAGGAAGCUGAAAAGCUGCUGAUAAAAGAUGGUGACUUUCUGGUACGGGAAAGCGUGACCACACCAGAACAAUAUGUACUGACUGGGCUGCAGGGAGGACAAGCUAAGCAUUUACUACUGGUGGAUCCUGAAGGCUUGGUGAGAACAAAGGACUGCAUAUUUGAGAGUGUCAGUCAUUUGAUCAGCUACCACGUGGACAACCAACUGCCAAUCAUCUCAUCAGGAAACCAACUGUAUCUUAAAAGAGCUGUCUAAAACAAACAUUAAAGAACUCGGACAAAGAGUUUGCUUGCAGAUAUAGUAAUUUGCACUUGUGCAGGUAUUUUAGAAAGCCGUCUUCUGAAUGAUUACCCACAGACUGACUGCAGAGUUGUUUUCAAAAUAAUGUUUAAAAACAUUGUAGGCUGCAAUGGUCACAAUCACUUUGUACCUCUGACUUGGUGUUUGCUACAAGAAAGUAAUAAAUUUAAUGUGUCAAUGUAUAUAAUAUUUUAAGGAAUAUAAAUGAAGAAAUAACAAGUGUAGUUACAUACUGUGUGAAUGCUUGUUUUCUUUAUUUCUAAGCACAAAUGACAUUGAAAACGUGCAAAAGUCAAUCCCAAUGAAAUGCAGACCAUGAAAAUGUGCCUUGAUUCCAAAGAGAAAUUACGCAUAUGAAGAAGCUUUUCUUUUCCAAAUGAUUUUAUCUGCAGUAUUCUGUAUAUUAAAAUCAUUUGUUUGGAAACUAUUUCACUGCCUUUACGCCAGAAUUUUAGGAAGCAAAAACGUUUAGGAAGCGGAAUGGAGUUUUAGUAAUGCCUUUGCUCUGUGCCAACGCAGUUUGCAUUUUCAGUACUAAUGCCCAUAUUGCUUUGAAAAGCACCUUAACAAUGCAGGGUUUUACUGUUUCCCUUUCUUCUGAGUGUUCAAAGAUUUAUCACAAAUACAAAAACACAUGUAUCCAUGUGUAUGUGUGUGUGUAUAUAUAUAUA